AAGAGAAUCAUCAUCCACAGGGAAGCUCGAGAGAAGGAGAAGUGUGACAAGCAACUCGCAGACAUCACACAGCCAGCGACAGGAGGAGGAGGAGGAGGAGGAAGAGUUCUUGGGUUGGCUGUGCUUCUCUUUCCCUUCUCCCAUUUGUUUUCUUGUAGUUUCCUACCCUAUGCACUCACUCGGAACGAAGAGAAGAAAGAUCUCUGCUCUCUCUCUCUCUCUCUCUCUCUCCUUUUUGCUUUCUCCACCAUCCUCUCUCAGAGACUGUCUCUUUAUACUUGUUUCUGAGACAACUGCUUGUUUGGUAUGCCAGCUUUGUUUGUUCUUUAGUAGAGGUGGGAAGAGUAGCCGAGAGAGAAGGUUUGGAGGUUCUCGGUGAGGGUUAUCUGGUGGGAGCGUAGAUCCAGUCUUCAUGCUGUACCAGUGUUUGGGUCUAUCUAGCUCUCAUGCAUCUCCCCUUUCUUUGGUUGUUUCCCCGUCUUCUUUAGAUCUAGAGGAGGCCGGAAGUUUGAGGAGAGUCCGGCCUCAUGGUUUCAUGUUGGGUAGCGAGUGUUUCUUCUGUGCAUAGCACUGAUUUGGACUAGUAGCAAACAAAGAACAGUGAUCGGAGAAGAGGUCAAGAGAAAGAACAGGAACACCAUCUGAUCUGGUUUAGAAGAUGAAAGCGGCUUCGUCGUCGGCGCAUCUGCUUGGAGCACUCUGCGAGGAUGAUCAGUACAGCCACCAGCAAACGCCAGGCUCGUCCGCAGCUGCUGCUCCUCCCAAGAAGAAGAGGAACCUCCCUGGAAACCCAAAUCCGGACGCGGAGGUGAUCGCCUUGUCGCCCAAGACGCUGCUGGCGACGAACCGCUUCGUCUGCGAGGUCUGCAACAAGGGGUUCCAGCGGGAGCAGAACCUGCAGCUGCACCGGCGCGGCCACAACCUGCCCUGGAAGCUGAAGCAGAAGAACCCCAACGAGGUCCGCCGCCGCGUGUACCUCUGCCCGGAACUGACGUGCGUCCACCACGACCCCUCCCGGGCCCUCGGCGACCUCACCGGCAUCAAGAAGCACUACUGCCGCAAGCACGGGGAGAAGAAGUGGAAGUGCGACAGGUGCUCCAAGCGUUACGCCGUGCAGUCCGACUGGAAGGCCCAUUCCAAGAUCUGCGGCACUCGCGAGUACCGCUGCGACUGUGGCACCCUCUUCUCCAGGCGAGACAGCUUCAUCACCCACAGAGCCUUCUGUGAUGCAUUAGCACAGGAAGGCGCAAGAAUUCCGGCCGGCAUGAACACCAUCGGCGGCCAUGUGUACGCAAACAGGGGCACAAACUUGGACCUUCCACAACUGAGCUCGCAACUCUCCUCUUUGCAAGACCAAGCUCACCACCCUUCCACCGACCUCCUCCGCUUGAGGGGGAGUAGCGGGAGCGCAAAAUUCGAGCAGCUCAACGCCACCACGUCCCCGUUCUACUUGGGGGCCGCAUCCAACCAAGGCUUCGAUGAAAACCCGGAGUUGCUUCCGAGCAAACCCUUCCAUGCCAUGAUGCAGCUCCAAGACCUUCAGACAAACAACAGUGCUUCAUCCUCUGCUGCUGCCGCCGCGAAUCUUUUCAAUCUUGGCUUCUUCUCUAGCAGCGGCAGCACGAGUACCAUCAACCAUGGCAGCAGUUCUGGCAACCAGAGCGGCCUUCUUCUGGGCCCUAAUCAAUUUAGCAAUGCAGGUGGAGGUACUGAGCCAAUGUCGCUGUUCACUGGAGAGCUCAUGAGCGAUCAUACUGACACCAACAUGCCUUCUCUGUAUACCCCCUCUCUGCACACUGAGCCGGUAGUACCGCAGAUGUCAGCGACCGCACUGCUUCAGAAGGCUGCCCAAAUGGGAGCGACACCCAUUGGUGCCAGCGGAAGCUCAUUGCUUGGAGAAUUCAGUGGCUCCUACCCCGGCGGUGCAAGGCAUGUCGGCUUUCGACGCAAUCCAAAGGAGGGCGGCGGAGAGAGCUCCAGAACUCAUGUGGACGACGAGAACCAUUUCCAAUACAUCAUGAACUCCCUUGCUAACGGGAACAGUGGUGUGUUCAGUGGGAUGGAUGAGCAGGUGAGUGGGUUCAGUGGCUUCAACCCGGGUUUCGGCGCCAUGGACGAGGACAAGUUGCACCGCAACCUUUCGACCGGAGGCUUUGGAGGCUCCGGCAUACUGACAAGAGACUUUCUCGGGGUUGGCAACAUGAUGAGAAGCAUGGGGGGAGGAAUUCCCCCGAGGGAACAGCAACUGGGCAUUGACAUGGACUCUCUGGAUCACUCGGAGAUGAAGCCGGGAUCCUCCACUAGAUCUUUUGGUGGUGGGAGGCUGCAGUAAGAGCCAAAAGUGUCCCAAGAGAGAGAGAGACAGAGAGAGAAGAACUGCAACAAGAGUCGAAGAAUAACUCAAAAGAAGUGCAAGGACUGGAACUGAAGCAGAUGUUAGUAGAGGUAUGUAUCGAAUCAAGCUUGGCUAAAAGUUGGUGUUGUUGUUAGGUGUCAAAGCUCGAUUGAUAUAUAUAUAUAUAUAUAUAUAU
Messenger RNA from Musa acuminata subsp. malaccensis (wild Malaysian banana), 2531 nucleotides. Its product is annotated as protein indeterminate-domain 5, chloroplastic. Gene Ontology annotation, molecular function: DNA-binding transcription factor activity. The record is from RefSeq and is a predicted model, not a curated record. Lineage: Eukaryota; Viridiplantae; Streptophyta; Magnoliopsida; Zingiberales; Musaceae. Gene Ontology annotation, cellular component: nucleus.